CUGUGCUCUCCCGCCCGGCUCUGCGGGCUGCAGAGGGAGCGGGACCCAGGAGGCGCAGGCGCCGGGACAGUGAACCAUGGAGCUGUAUUUCGGUGAAUACCAGCAUGUGCAGCAGGAAUAUGGGGUCCACCUGAGACUCGCCAGCGAUGAUACCCCAAAGCCAAGGAAUUCCCAGCCCUCAAAGGCAGGCUCCUAUGGCGUCAGUAUCAGGGUCCAGGGAAUUGAUGGCCACCCUUACAUAGUCCUGAAUAACACCGAACGCUGUCCAGCAGGUACACCUUUUCCAGAAAACGGGCCACCGUCAUUUCCGUCUUCAGUGAUAAAUAACCUGCCUCUACAUCCAAGCAAUGGAACCGUGUUGAAGGAGACCGAUUCCGAAGAACUGCAGCUUCCAGAAAACCCGUACCUGCAAACUAGCCCAAUAAGAAACCAGAAGCAGUCCUCCCUCCAGGAGGUCAGGAAUGGAGUUCUAGAACGCAAGGACGGGCCCACAAAACUACCGCAUGUGCUCAACUUCCAGAGGCACCCAGAACUUCUGCAGCCUUAUGACCCCGAAAAGAAUGAGGUGAACUCAAAACCUCACCGUCCCCAGAGUCCCUGGCUGCGAAAUGCGUCAGAGGAAGGGACCAACAAUAAGAAGGCCCGGAACUGCUUUCCCAAACCUCGGGGUUCCCAGCCCAACAGCCCUACUUUGGAAGAUUUAGCCAAGACCAACAUGACGGCGAUCCGUCUCUGCAGCUCCGUGGUCAUAGAAGACCCCCAAAAGCAGACCUCAGUGUGUGUGAACGUUCAGCAGUGCGCCAAGGAGGGGAUGGGAGAGGAGGCUCUGUCCCCUCUACGGAAAUCCCCUGCUGUCCCUAGCCCACAGGCCUACUCCGAGAGCAAGAAAAGUAGGCCGGAUGUACUACCCUUCCGGCGACAAGAUUCCGCAGGACCCGUCCUGGAUGGAGCUCGGUCACGGAGGUCUUCUUCGUCAUCCACGACUCCCACUUCAGCCACUUCCUUAUACAGAUUUUUACUAGAUGAUCAGGAAUGCGCCAUCCAUGCUGACAACGUCAACCGCCAUGAAAACAGACGGUACAUCCCUUUCUUGCCAGGAACUGGGCGGGAUAUCGACACCUGUUCAAUUCCUGGUGUGGACCAGUUAAUUGAAAAAUUUGACCAAAAGCCUGGCCUUCAGAGGAGAGGAAGGUCUGGGAAGAGAAAUAGGAUCAAUCCGGAUGACAGGAAGAGAUCUCGAAGCGUAGAUAGUGCCUUUCCGUUUGGUCUCCAGGGAAACGCAGAGUACCUCACGGAGUUCAGCAGGAACCUGGGCAAGUCUAGUGAACACCUCCUUCGGCCAUCCCAGGUUUUCUCCCAGAAGUCAGUGGCCCAGGAGCCCCGUGAGAAACACAGUCCUAGUUGCACACUUGUGAAGGGGCAGAGUGCCAUGCAGGGUACUCAGGGUGCCCAACCCACGCCUCUCCUGCAGAAUAAAGAUGAGAAAGUUCUGAACAAAGGAAGUCAGGAAAGUAUGGUGGCUCGUGCCUCCACCCUUCCAGCACAGAGUAAAAGAGAGGAAGAAAUCAAAAUAGCCACUGCCACGUUGAUGUUACAGAACCGGGCUGUGGCUGCCUCACCUGAUUCUGGUGCCAAGAAAAUUUCAGUGAAGACGUUUCCUUCUGACUCUAGUACUCAGGCCACACCAGAUCUCUUAAAAGGCCAGCAGGAGCUCACACAACAAACCAACGAGGAGACGGCCAAGCAGAUCCUUUACAAUUACCUCAAAGAAGGAGGCACAGACAAUGAGGACGCCACCAAAAGGAAGGUGAAUCUGGUCUUUGAGAAAAUCCAGACUUUAAAGUCCAGAGCUGCAGGGGGUACACAAGGAAGUAGUCAAGUUUUGAAUUCUCCACCUGAAGUCAACGAUCUAGUGGAUCAGAAGAACAAAUUGAUCGUAGAAAUGUCUGAAUUACAGCAGCAACUGCAACUGGAGAGGAAGAACCAUCAGAACAUCAAGGAGGAGAGAGAAAGAAUGAGAGAGGACUUCGAAGAACUGCGAGGCCGGCACCAGAGCCAGGUAGAAGAGAUGGCCACCCUGCAGCAACGGCUGGAGGAGACUGAAGGCGAGCUGCGGAAACACUUGGAAGAGCUGUUCCAGGUGAAGAUGGAGCGGGAACAGCACCAGACUGAGAUCAGAGAUCUGCAGGACCAACUGUCGGAAAUGCACGAUGAACUAGACAGUACCAAGCGGUCCGAGGACAGGGAGAAGGGAGCCCUGAUCGAGGAGCUCCUGCGGGCUAAACAGGACCUUCAAGAUCUGCUCAUUGCCAAAGAGGAGCAGGAAGAUCUCUUGCGAAAGCGGGAGCGUGAACUGACUGCCUUGAAGGGCGCCUUAAAGGAGGAGGUUUCCAGCCAUGACCAGGAGAUGGACAAGCUGAAGGAACAGUACGAUGCUGAGCUGCAGGCCCUCAGGGAGAGCGUGGAGGAGGCGACCAAGAAUGUUGAGGUCCUGGCCAGCCGGAGCCGCUCGUCGGAGCAGAGCCAAGCAGAGGCCGACAUGCGUGAGAGAGUGCUGACGGAGGAGAACGAGAGGCUGAAGGGAAGAGCUGCGGAGCUGGAGCGCAGGGUGGCCCAGCUGCAGAGGCAGAUCGAGGACGUGAGAGGCGAUGAGGCCCAAGCAAAGGAGACGCUCCGCAAGUGUGAGAGUGAAGUGCAGCAGCUAGAGGAAGCCCUUCUGCAUGCCAGAGAGGAAGAACAGGAAGCCACGUGUGCCAGAAGGGCGCUGGAGGAGGAGCUGGAGCAAGCUCGGAGAGAGUUGAGCCAGACCUCCCAGGAGCAGAAGGAGCUAUUAGAGAGACUCCGGGACGAGGCUGAGCAGAAGGAGCAGCUGAGAAAGUUGAAGAACGAGAUGGAGAGUGAGCGAUGGCACCUGGACAAGAACAUUGAGAAGCUGCAGAAGGAGAUGGCGGACAUUGCCGAGGCCUCCCGCACGUCCUCGCUGGAGCUGCAGAAGCAGCUGGCUGAGUAUAAAGAGAAGAACCGCCGGGAGCUUGCCGAAAUGCAGACACAACUGAAGGAGAAAAGCCUGGAGGCAGAAAAGGCCAGACUGGCAGCUGCCAAGAUGCAAGAUGAGUUGCGCCUCAAGGAGGAUGAGUUGCGGGACUACCAGAGAGCUGAGGAGGCAGCCCUCGCAAAAAGGCAGCUUCUGGAGCGGUCACUGAAGGAUCUGGAGUACGAGCUGGAGGCCAAGAGUCACCUCAAGGAUGACCGCAGCCGACUGGUCAAGCAGAUGGAGGACAAGGUGUCCCAACUGGAGAUUGAAUUGGAAGAAGAACGAACCAAUGCUGAUUUGUUGUCUGAGAGGAUCACUUGGAGCAGGGAACAGAUGGAGCAGAUGAGGAGCGAGUUACUUCAGGAGAAAGCUGCCAAGCAAGACUUAGAGUGUGACAAGAUUUCCCUAGAGAGGCAGAACAAAGACUUAAAGAGCCGGAUUAUCCACCUGGAAGGGUCCUAUAGGUCCAGUAAAGAGGGCCUGGUGGUGCAGAUGGAGGCCAGGAUUGCAGAGCUGGAGGAGCGACUGGAGAAUGAAGAGAGGGAUCGGGCCAACUUGCAGCUCAAUAACCGAAGGCUGGAGAGGAAGGUGAAGGAGCUGGUGAUGCAGGUGGAUGACGAGCACCUGUCUCUGACUGACCAGAAGGACCAGUUAAGCUUGCGCCUGAAAGCCAUGAAGCGCCAGGUGGAGGAGGCUGAAGAGGAGAUCGACAGACUGGAAAGUUCUAAGAAGAAGCUGCAGAGGGAGCUGGAGGAGCAGAUAGGGGUGAAUGAGCAGCUGCAGGGGCAGCUCAACUCUAUGAAGAAGGGCUUCAGGCUGAAGACACUGUCUACUAAAGUCCUGGAUGACUCGGAUGAUGAUGACCUCAGCAGUGAUGGGGGAAGCCUCUACGAAGCCCCACUGAGCUAUUCCUUUCCCAAAGACAGUGUUCUCACCAGCCAGAUCUGAGCCCGCUUCCAGGCCUGUUGAUCCUGACAGGACACUGCAGCCAUCCAGAGUAGGCAGCACUAAGCAAAUGCAGUCAGA
This is a messenger RNA of Acomys russatus (golden spiny mouse), 4060 nucleotides long. RefSeq names its product cingulin like 1 (gene Cgnl1). Gene Ontology annotation, cellular component: myosin complex. NCBI's taxonomy places the organism in Eukaryota, Metazoa, Chordata, Mammalia, Rodentia, Muridae. The transcript has 19 exons. The record is from RefSeq and is a predicted model, not a curated record. The coding region runs from base 77 to 3982 and encodes 1301 amino acids.